CAUAUUCUUUGCUCUAGCUCCACACACAAACACGCACUCCUAAAGGCUGUGUCAUGGAAGAACAUAUCAACCUAGAGAGUGAUGCCGCUCAUGACAACUUGCUCAGCUCAUCUUCCACCACCACCACCACCUCGUCCUCUACAGCCUCUUCUUCGACAAAUUUUGGCACUACAACCAAGAAGAAUUCAGGUACAAACCAAAACUCAAAGAGUUCUCGGCCAAAAGGUUCAAGAAGAGCUCAAGACUUGGACAAUGAAGAAGAAGAAGAAGAUCAAGAAGAUAGGAAGCGGCCAAAGCGUGACAAUGAUGGCAAGCACCCCAUGUACCGUGGAGUAAGAAUGCGUGCAUGGGGCAAAUGGGUGUCUGAAAUCCGGGAGCCAAGGAAGAAAUCAAGAAUAUGGCUUGGAACAUACCCUACAGCCGAAAUGGCAGCUCGAGCCCAUGAUGUAGCAGCGCUUGCAAUCAAAGGUGGCUCUGCUUAUCUCAAUUUUCCUCAGUUGGCCAAAGAACUUCCUCGGCCAGCAAGCAAGUCUCCGAAGGACAUCCAAGCCGCCGCUGCCAAGGCGGCCGCUGCCACAGUUGUAGAGCCAAUACAUUGUGAAGAAUCCGAGCCAAUUCCAUCAAUCAAUCUGUCCAUGGACAACACACAAGAAUCGACGUGCUCACCUUCUCUUGAUGUGGAUGACACAUUGUUUGACCUUCCCGAUCUUUUCAUCGAUGGAACUGAUCAUCGAAGCGAUCACGGGCUCUGCUAUUAUUCAUCGUCGUGGCAGAUGUGUGCAAUUGAUACCGGGCUCCGGCUUGAAGAACCAUAUUCAUGGGAGUACUACUAGCUAGAGAAGGUAUGAACCUUGAAGUUCAUCAUGACGUGUAAUCACCGGUCACCGCGUUGUCUGUACAACAAGAAACCCCGAUGGGGAAAAAAGUCUUUUAAAGAUCAUCUAUGGGUUGGUUUUCAGUCUAGUGUACUGGCUCAGCUUGCAUUUGUAGCAGAGGUUCUCUUGUACGCUUGCAUUUGAACCAUUAAUAAGAAUGAGGGGUACUGUAAUAUAUCAGAAAUAGUACACAUAAUAAAUGAGAGUUAAUCUUUGAG
This is a messenger RNA of Juglans regia (Persian walnut), 1093 nucleotides long. RefSeq names its product ethylene-responsive transcription factor ERF034. NCBI's taxonomy places the organism in Eukaryota, Viridiplantae, Streptophyta, Magnoliopsida, Fagales, Juglandaceae. Gene Ontology annotation, biological process: regulation of DNA-templated transcription. Gene Ontology annotation, molecular function: DNA binding; DNA-binding transcription factor activity. The coding region runs from base 54 to 833 and encodes 259 amino acids. The record is from RefSeq and is a predicted model, not a curated record. The transcript has a single exon.